CUCUGACCUGCGUUUCUUCUACAUCGAGUAUUCCUCUAUUUCCCUGUCAACCCUCCCUCUAUCUCUCGCCAUGUUUCUCCUCCGCCGCACAGCAGCUCGUGCUCUAUCGGCGAGUCCCUCGAAGGCUAUCUUCGUGAAGCCACGUUCAAUCAAUACACGUGCGCCUGUUGCUUUCCGAUCAAGACAACAGCAAUGGAACGUAUCGGUCUUCCAACGGAGAUUCGCAAGCGACGAGGUCGCAAAAACAGAGAGCGAGGAAGCAAAGGCAGAGGCUGCAUCAGAAGCAUCUUCCGAGAGUUUUGCGCAAACCGCCGCCGAAGCGCCCGUCGAGGAAUCUGUGGCACCCGCUCCGGAAGCUCCCCAAGCAGAGUCAACAAAUGAAUCCGCCACAGUUGGUGUCGAUGCUCUAGAGGCAGCCGCCUCUCAAGGUACCGAGGGCAGAGGAUUCAAGGGUCACAAUGCGACCCCUAAUAAGACCAUCUACGUUGGCAACUUGUACUACGAGGUCACCGAGGACCAACUGAAGCGCGUUUUCUCCCGUUUCGGUGCCAUUGAUAGUGUCAAGGUUGUUUACGACAACAGGGGAAUGAGUCGAGGCUUCGCCUACGUUGAGUAUGAGAACAUUUCCGAUGCUCAGGCCGCUGUCGAAAAUCUCGACAUGCAGGUCUUCGAAGGCCGAAACCUCGUCGUGCAAUUCCACCGACCCAAAUCUGCCAAGAAGACGUUUGGUGAAUUCCCGGCGAACCCUCCCGCCAAGACUCUCUUCAUUGGAAACAUGUCGUUUGAAAUGUCAGACAAGGAUCUCAACGACCUGUUCCGCGAUAUUCGCAAUGUCAUGGACGUCCGUGUUGCAAUUGACAGGAGGACCGGCCAGCCACGGGGCUUCGCUCACGCCGACUUCAUUGACGUCGCCAGCGCUACGAGGGCAAGGGAGGUGUUAAAGACGAAGGUCAUCUACGGGAGACAGCUUCGCGUUGAUUUCAGCAAGUCGGGAACACAACAGCAAAGGGAGCCGAGGCAAGAGAGGACUGACAGAGGUGGCAGAGGCGACAGAGACGACAGGUCAAGCAACAGGCCUGAGCAGUUCUAAGUGGAGUGAGAAUGUGAAAAGGAUAGACAUGUGGAUUGGCAAGCAUAAUAGUGUGGAUGGUCAAUUUCUGUCAUGAAGCGAAGGACUUCCUCUUCCUGUCGCAUACUGCGAUCUUCUCGAUUACCGUUUCCCUGCUGUUUUGAUAAAUUGGGCGAUGUGUAUAAUAUUAGAGGAGCGUCAUGGCGUUUGACUAACCCCUCUCUUUGGCGUAUAGAUGAAAAGGUGAACGUGAGUUGGAAUGAAUUUACAAUUGACCUUCC
Molecule: messenger RNA, 1350 nt
Organism: Lindgomyces ingoldianus
Lineage: Eukaryota; Fungi; Ascomycota; Dothideomycetes; Pleosporales; Lindgomycetaceae
Product: RNA-binding domain-containing protein
Exons: 3
Coding region: 71-1090 (339 amino acids)
Molecular function (GO): RNA binding
Source: RefSeq, a predicted model, not a curated record